UCGAACUUUAUUUCUUCUUGCGGAACGUGUUGGCAUUGUAUUCUCAUCCAAGAAUUAUCUCGGCCAUCAUUCUCAAGCGGAGAAGAACGCGACGGACGCGUUGCGCGGUGGUUAUCCACCGUCACGAAAUCUCUUCCCACCUGGACAACUGUUCGACCUGUUCCUAUACCUCGAUGACUCGGAAGAACGUUUUUCUAACUUCGAGGAACGCAAUCUUUUUCAUGAGGAACGUGGAAUACGAUAUGGUGAUUAUUCUAUUGGGCCAAAAAAGGAUGGAAUUCUGGUUUUUCAAAAGACUUUCGCCACGCCUGAGGCACUUCUUCGGAAUCAAUCCAUAUAUUUGCACGUUUUCAUAACGAAAUCUGGGCAUUCUCCAAACCCGCGCCAUCGAAGUCAUGUCGCACGGGAGGUGGUGUAUGGAGUCCAACAGCUCAACAAGUAUAAGAAAAAGCAUUAUAAAAAGACGACAAACCUCCUAACGGGGAAGAGCGAGCAAAGUGAUCAUGACCUAGAAAAGGCGGAUAAAGUGAAUUUUGAGGUCUUAAACUUUUGGCAUCCUAAUCUCACAAUUAGUCUGGUUGAUGAUCAAACACAGUGGAUAAAGGGAUCCUUGCCACCUCCACUUGACGAAGCCGUUUUAUUUGACACCACCCAAGAAUUCUAUUAUCCAAUUCUGUUCUUUAAUACCUAUUGGAAUCUUGGUUCAGAAUACAUGCCGACAAAUGACACUGUUAAGGUACUCUGCAGCAUUUAUCAACCGUUAUCGCUGUUCAAGUACCAAUUAUAUGCUAGUCAGAACAUGCGUAACAAGUGGUCGUCGAUGUUAGAUGACGACGAUCAGGACACCAUAAAACAAGCGCUUAUGGAAACAAGUCCAAUUCUUCUAGGUAUUUUGACGAUGUUUGUGUCACUUCUGCAUACGGUAUUUGAAUUUUUGGCAUUCAAAAGUGACAUCCAGUUUUGGCGGUCCCGGAAGGACUUAGUUGGCUUGUCAGUACGUUCCGUGCUGUUUAACAUAUUCCAGUCGCUGAUUGUUUUUCUCUACAUAUGUGACAACGAUACGAAUUGGGUAGUGAAAAUAAGCGUCGGAAUUGGAUUACUCAUUGAGUGUUGGAAAAUACCAAAGGUUAUGAACGUCGAGGUAAUUCGUACGAGCAAAAUAUUCGACGUUAUUCCGAGGUUGAAAUUUAGUGAUAAAGGGUCAUAUGUCGAAAGCGAAACAAAACUUUACGACGAGAUGGCGUUCAAAUAUUUGUCGUGCGUCUUGUUCCCUCUUCUUGGAGGCUACGCAGUUUAUUCUUUAAUAUAUGUUGAGCAACGCGGGUGGUAUUCCUGGGUAUUGAGCAUGCUUUACGGGUUUCUACUCAUGUUUGGUUUCAUUGCUAUGACUCCACAGCUAUUCAUCAAUUACAAACUGAAAUCUGUAGCACAUCUUCCUUGGGGAAUGCUUACAUAUAAAUUCAUAAAUACUUUUAUUGAUGAUUUAUUCGCCUUUGUCAUUCGGAUGCCAACGAUGUAUCGCAUUGGAUGCUUUCGAGAUGACAUCAUAUUCUUGGUUUAUCUAUAUCAAAGGUGGAUUUACCGCGUUGAUCCGAAACGUGUUAACGAAUUUGGAACAUCGUUGGAAUCUCCAGCGGGUAUUUCACUAGACAGUAAUGUAAUAUCGGAAGGGAACAACGUUUCUGAUGACAAAGCGUCGACUGAAACGAAGAAGGACCGGUGA
Molecule: messenger RNA, 1723 nt
Organism: Angiostrongylus costaricensis
Lineage: Eukaryota; Metazoa; Nematoda; Chromadorea; Rhabditida; Metastrongylidae
Source: the annotation of a GenBank genome assembly